AUGGUGUCUCGCCACUUCGUGAGCAUCACGGCCUUGUUGGCCUGCGGUCUAGUCCCUGCGCUCGCGCUCCAGACCUGGUCACUGGGGGACAGCGCGACGUGGAGCCUGAACAACAGCGCUGGCUCCGCAAACAUAAGUGAUGUGCCCGUGACCCUCCCUUCAUGCGCCCUUGGCUCCCUGCUGGAGGACGGACGACUGGCCGGCGACCCGCUGUACAGGUACAAUGAGCUGGACUACCGGUGGGUGGCGGAUGACACAUGGACGUGGACGGCCAGCUUCCCCUCCCCGCAGCCGGCCGAGAACGCCACGCACUGGCUCCUGACCAUCGGCGCCGUGGACGGCGUGGGUCAGGUGGCCCUGAACGGCAAGGUCCUGGCCUUUCCCCGCAACUCCCACCGGCCGGUUGAGGCAGACGUGAGUGGCCUGCUGGCGGAAGAUGGCAACAACACCCUCACCGUGACAAUCGAAUCCGCGGCCGCCGUCGCUGCGGCCGCUGCGGCCGUCUACCCCUACCAGGUGCCCGCCGUGCGUCAGGUGGGCGGCCUCCCCCACUACAACUUCAUCCGGAAGGCGGCGUCUGACUUUGGCUGGGACUGGGGCCCCGCCUUUGCCCCUGCCUGCAUCCUGGGCGACGUCACGCUGACGGCCUACAGCGGCCCCUACCUCACCGGCCUGGCGCUGGCACAGGAGGAGCAGAGCAAUGGCAGCUUCCUGAUCACGGCCACGGCAUUCUUUCAGGCCCCGCCCGGCGAGCAUGGCGGCCUACUCAUCCUGGACAUGGGCAACCAGACCUUGUCCGGGGCCUGGAGCGCGGAGCAGGAGGUGCUGCUGUCCUGUGGCGGGGCUGAGGAAAGCGCGGCGGUGGGAGCCUCAGCAUCGUCGGGCCCCGCCUGCGCAGCUGCGGCCGCCCUCCCGGCCAGCUGCAGCGCCGUCAUCUCUCUGACCGUCGACCCGCCCUUCCAGCGCUGGUGGCCCUGGGAGCUGGGGUCGCCCACGCUGUACGACCUGGAGGUGCGCUUCGAGCCGGAAGGGGCGGGCGACGCGCUUUCUUCCCUCACCCGCGCCGUGGGCCUGCGCUCCGUGGAGCUGGUCACCGAGGCCCUGGUGGAGGGCGGGCGCGCGGUGGGGGAGACCUUCUUCCUGCGCGUCAAUGGCGUGCCCAUGUUCGCGCGCGGCGCCAACGUCAUCCCCGACGACGUGCUGGAGAGCGCGGUGACGCCCGCCAGGCUGGCGCGCCAGGUGGCGGACGCGCGCGCGGUGGGCAUGAACAUGCUGCGCGUGUGGGGCGGGGGGAGGUACGCCGGCGACGCAUUUUACGCCGCGGCGGACGAGGCGGGGUUGCUGGUCUGGCAGGAGGUUAUGGCCGCCUGCGCCGCCUACCCCCGCGACGCACCCUUCCUGGAGGAGGUGGCGCUGGAGGUCAGGCACCAGUUCACGCGGCUCAGCGCCCACCCCAGCGUCGUGCUGUGGGGCGGGAACAACGAGGUGGAGGCCUCCUUCGGCUGGAGCCCGGUCACCCGCGCCGCCCCGCAGCUCUUCGCCGUGGACUUUGCCGCCCUGUUUGUGGACGUGGUCAGGCCCGUGCUCCAGGAACUUGACCCCGGUGUCGUCUACGUGGACACCUCCCCCAGCAAUGGCCUGCUGUCCUCCAACCCCUACGUCAAGAGGUGGGGGGACGUCUCCGACCCCGCAUAUGGGGACGUGCACUUCUACGACUACACCUCUGACGCCUUUGACCCCGCGACAUACCCCCCGGCCAAGUUUGUCUCCGAGUUUGGCUUCAUGUCCUUUCCCUCCUUCUCCGUCUACCAGACUGUGACGGAGCUGGGAGACUGGGACCUGUCCAGCGCGAUGACCGACUUCAGGUUGCGCCACGCGGGCGGGGUGCAGGAGCUGCAGCGGCAGAUGGGCCGCCACUUCCUGCAUGCCUCGGGCGAGACCCCCCCCGUCAGCGCCUUUGACGGCCCCGUCGGCGCCUCCGACGGCCCCACCGUGACCAUCGGCGGCCCCGACGUCAUCGUCGCGGGGCCCAACACCACCAACUCCUCGGAGAGCCCCGUGGCCCUGCAGUACAAGGCCUUCACCCACCUUUCCCAGGUGCAGCAGGCGCUGGCGUACGAGACGGCGGCUGGGGUGUGGCGGCGCGGGCGGGACGACCCCGCCACCCGCACCAUGGGCAUGCUCUACUGGCAGCUCAACGACAUCUGGCAGGGCCCCUCCUGGUCGAGCAUCAACCACGGCGGGCAGUGGAAGCUGCUGCACCAUGCCGCGCGCCGCUUCUUCGCCCCCGUCUACCUCUCCGCCUGGCGCGACGGCGACACCCUGCGCGCCUCCCUGGUCAACGACCUCCCCUUGGACGUGCGCGGUCUGCUGUCGGUCGACGCCGUGCUGUACGCGGCGCGGUCCGAGGCCGACGUGGUGACGCUGCUGCCGCCCACGGCUACGCACGCGGCCGCGCUGACCGCCGCGCCGGCCUGGUCUGGGGGCUUGGCCUCGCUGGCGGACGCUGUGACGCGGCAGGCGCAACCCACGCAGCUGACGUACACCUCCGACUACGUGCUGCGCCUCCGUUUCUGCCCCACAGCCGUGCAGGCGGCCGUGGGGCUGCCCAAUCCCUUUGAGGUAGAGACGGCGGGGGACGGGGCGGGCGGCAACGACACGCAGGUGGCCGCCGCCUCCUCGGCCGGUCUGACAGGGAGUUCGGCCAAUGAGUCGUGCAUGAGCAGCAUCGCCGGCCUGGGCGCGGCGCCCGGCUCGGCCGCCUGCGCUGCGGCGUCGUCGGCGCUGGUGUGCGGCGAGGCCCUCUUUCACCCGACCGAGUUCGUGGACGCCUCGCUCUGGGGCCCGCCGCCGGUGCUAUCGGCGCGCGCGCUUCCCGGUGCGCAGACGGGGGACUCUGGAGCCCUGGUGCUGGAGAUCAGCAGCGACGUCGUGGCGCUGUGGGUGGCGGUGGAGCCGCCGCCGGGGCUGGCUGGGAAUUUCAACGCCUCGGGGUUCAUGCUCCUGCCCUGGCAGCCGCAGGUCGUGGUCUUCACCCCCGACCCGGUGGAGGAGGGCGCCACCGGCGCAGCGCCCAUGACCGCCGAGGAGCUGGCGUCCAAGGUGACCCUGCGCUCCCUGCAGCAGAGCAUGCAGGAGUACGAGGCGGGGAACCCCAGCUCCUCGGCGCUGGGGCUCUUGAAUGGCGUGUCGCUGCGGCUCAGCGUCCUGGGCCUGACCAUCUUUAUCUUGACAAUGCUAUGA
Auxenochlorella protothecoides is the source of this 3243-nucleotide messenger RNA. Its product is annotated as Beta-mannosidase. The transcript has 7 exons. NCBI's taxonomy places the organism in Eukaryota, Viridiplantae, Chlorophyta, Trebouxiophyceae, Chlorellales, Chlorellaceae. The record is from RefSeq and is a predicted model, not a curated record. The coding region runs from base 1 to 3243 and encodes 1080 amino acids. Gene Ontology annotation, biological process: glycoprotein catabolic process. Gene Ontology annotation, molecular function: beta-mannosidase activity.